AUGAACGGCCCAGAGGAGAUGAGAGCACACCUAAACCGCUCUGCCAACAUAAUUCACGCUCUGAUGAGCGCCAGCAGUUGCAACAAGGUCAGGUUCUUCAAGCGCGACAUGGGAGAAGAAGGACCAGAUACACUGUAUGGGAAGCAAGUAUACCGCUGGUGGCACUUCAUUGCCUCCCAUACAGGUGCAUUCAGGGAUCUGGCACAAUGGCAUCACCAUGGGUUAGCUACCACCCCCCCCACAGUCUCCACACCUCCAUCUGCAAGAGAGCUGACCCAGGCAGUGCAGAACCUCAUUCUGCUUUACCCAGUGGACCUGCCAGCCUACACAAGCAGGCCAGCAACACCAGUGACCCCUCCAGCAUGCCAAGACACUCCCAGGCCAACAGAGAUGCAUGCACCAGCACCCUUGCCCAUCCCCCUGUUCUCCAGCAUGCCAGACACUUGCUGGACCCCAGGAUACUCAUCUCCAUUGAGAGAAACACAAUGGGAGCCUCAGAGCUACCUAGGAUGGAGCAAUGAGGAGAUAAGAAGGAAUGUGGAAACAUUUGAAGGCAGGGAGAAUGAGGAGCUGUUCAGCUUUGAGGAGUUACGUGCUAUUGAUUGUUCUGGGUGGAUGUAA
Molecule: messenger RNA, 621 nt
Organism: Rhizoctonia solani
Lineage: Eukaryota; Fungi; Basidiomycota; Agaricomycetes; Cantharellales; Ceratobasidiaceae
Exons: 2
Coding region: 1-621 (206 amino acids)
Source: RefSeq, a predicted model, not a curated record